Molecule: messenger RNA, 1886 nt
Organism: Gossypium raimondii (Peruvian cotton)
Lineage: Eukaryota; Viridiplantae; Streptophyta; Magnoliopsida; Malvales; Malvaceae
Product: alkane hydroxylase MAH1
Exons: 1
Coding region: 171-1694 (507 amino acids)
Molecular function (GO): heme binding; oxidoreductase activity, acting on paired donors, with incorporation or reduction of molecular oxygen; monooxygenase activity
Source: RefSeq, a predicted model, not a curated record
UUUUUCAUAAAUUAUAAAUCGGUCAAUCGUUGACAUAAACAAAGCAUUGUUUUGCCCAUCCCUAGUAGGAAUAUAAUCUUCUGUGUUAUAUAUGUGGAAGUGGAACCAUCACCAGUCAAGAUAACAUCAGCAGCUGAUACGUAUCCCGCUGCUUGUUUUCUGGCAAUUUCAUGGCAUUGGUCAGUGUUUUUGAAGCUGUCUUGGCUCUCAUUUGCUUUCUGUUCCUCUGCUGCUUGAGAAAUAAGAAUCGGUCUCCAAAGAGCUUUCCAAUUGUUGGGAUGCUGCCUGAGCUUAUCCUUAACAUUCACCGGAUUCACGAUUGGUGUACUGAGACAUUUGAGAGAUGCCACUAUACUUUUCUUUUCAAUGGCCCUUGGUUUGCUAAGAUGAACAUCCUUGGGACCUGUGAUCCUGCCAAUGUUCACUACAUAAUGAGUUCCAACUUUAACAACUUCCCCAAAGGACCUGAAUUCAAGCAGCUUUUCGACGUCUUGGGAGACGGGAUUUUCAAUACCGACAUGGAUUUGUGGAGAAAACAGAGGAUAGUUGCUCAAGAAUUCAUGAGAAAUCAUCUGUUUCUCAAAUUUUUGUUGAUGACUACCCGAGAUAAGGUGGAAAAAGGGCUUAUUCAUGUCAUUGACUAUGUUGCCAAACAAGGCUUGGUGGUCAAUUUAGAAGAUAUAUUCCAAAGGUUUACGUUUGAUACUACGUGCAUCUUGGUCACUGGCUACGACCCUAAAUGUCUCUCCCUCGAAUUCCCUGAAGCUCCUUUCUCUAAAGCCUUGGAUGAUGUUGAGGAAGCCAUAUUUUAUCGGCAUGUCAGGCCACAGAGCUUUAUUAAGUUGCAGAGGUGGUUGAAAAUGGGACAAGAACAAAAAUAUAGAAAGGCAUGGGAAGUUCUUGACGAUAUUAUGACUAAAUAUAUAUGCCAGAAAAGGAAAGAACUGGAUACGAGGACAAAAGGGUUGGUCUCAGAAAAUGGUGAAGACGGUGUGGAUCUCUUAACAUCAUACAUAACUGAAGAAAAACCAACAGGUUUGAAAUGUGAUGAUAAGUUCUUGAGAGAUACCAUUUUGAACAUGAUGCUUGCAGGGAGGGACACCACCAGCUCUGCUCUUACUUGGUUCAUUUGGCUGGUCUCGAGGCAUCCGAUAGUGGAAAACAAGAUCAUAGAAGAGCUUCAAUCAAAACUACCUGCCGAGGAAACCAAAAAGAGGCGGCUAUUCAAUGCUGAGGAGGUAAAGGAUUUGGUUUAUCUACACGGAGCAUUAUGCGAGGCAUUAAGGUUAUAUCCACCGGUACCAUUCCAGCACAAGGAACCUCUCAAACCAGACAUACUUCCAAGUGGGCAUCCAGUUCAUCCAACCAUGAAAAUAUUGUUUAGUUUGUAUGCAAUGGGAAGGAUAAAGUCAUUCUGGGGUGAAGAUUGCCUUGAAUUCAAACCCGAAAGAUGGAUUAACGAGAGAGGAAGGAUUAAACAUGAGCCGUCAUACAAGUUCAUGUCAUUCAAUGCAGGGCCAAGGACAUGUUUAGGGAAGGAUGUGGCUUUCCUUCAAAUGAAAGCCGUGGCAUCUGCUAUAAUUUACAACUAUCGUAUUCAUGUAUCAGAAGAAACUCCAGUUGUUCCGGCUGUAUCCAUUAUCCUGCACACCAAGAAUGGAUUGAUGGCUAGGAUCUCCACCAGAUGGGAUUAAAUGCAUCACAACUUGCUUGAAAGUUGAAAUCCUAUUAUAUUAUCAUCUAAAUCCUGGGGCUUUUUUAGUUUUAAGAAGUAAUAUGUAUUUUUCGUCUUUUCUGCUCUGAACGUCUGAAUAUGAUUAAAGAUUGUUGUGUAAUUUAAUGCCAUGAAAAGCAUGUAAAUAGGAUAAACUCGGCUGUUUCCGCUA